AUGGAUCCAUUAUCACUACUUUCCGUUGUCGCUGCCACGGUGAGGUUUGUCGAUUUCGCCCAGCGACUUUUCUCUGGCACAUGGCGCAUGUAUCGCUCCUCGUCGGGUCAGACCGUUGCGCUCCAGGAUCUCUCAGCGGUCUCGAGGGAUAUAUCGCAACUAUCCCGGAGCAUAAAGGAUACGCUAAAAGAGCAGCAAAAGGAUGCCUCCCCUUCCGGAUUGGCCGACGAGAAGCUGCAGCGACUCUGUGGUGAGUGCAAAGUCAUCGCAUCGGAAGUGCAGACUAUUUUGCAAAAAGUCAAUGCUGGCUUCCAUCGUGAGUUGGAUCGAGAUAAAAAGGCGGUGGGCAGAGCAAAUAUCCGGGAAUAUGAGCCUAGGUCAGUUGGGGAAUGUUUCGAAGCGGCCCUUAGGGGGUGGUGGAAACGCAAGGACAUUGACAAUAUCAACUCCCGUCUUGAGAACGUGCGGCAAGAAGUCAUGAUGGCAGCGACUGUUUCUAUUUGGCAAACCUCACAGGCAACGAGAAACAUAGAGCGGGAAUUUAGCCUUAAGUUAGAUGCCAUGAUAUCAAUGCUCGCCCAAGCACUGAAUACAGGAGGUGAAUCCGGCCCAGACCAGGGAUCAAGAUCUGGUCAAGACGUUGUCGAGAACAUUACAGUGAACUCUAUGCACCAGAAUGGUGUAAUGAGCAAGAUCAACGAAUGUCUCUGGAGCAGAAGCUGGGAGGCUGAUCCGGUUAUAUUGUCAUCUUUUCCGACUCAAACAGGCGCAUCAGCCCAUGAACUGAACCAGUUGAUCUCUGACAGCCUUCGUUUUGAUUCGAUGGAGAACCGGGAAGACCAAAUCGCAAAACCUUUUAACACCACCUACCGAUGGGUGUUCGAGCCGCCGCAUGUCUCUGGAGAUGGGCUGCCCAUGUGGUCUAAUUUGCGGGAAUGGCUUGAAGGUAACCCUGGCCUCCCUUACUGGAUCACCGGUAAGCCAGGCUCCGGAAAGUCAACCAUGAUGAAGUUCAUAUUCAAUCAUGCGGCGUUGGAUGACCACCUCCGACAGUGGGCUCAGGAUUGUUCGAUUCGCAAGAUCAGUUAUUAUGCAUGGAAGCCGGGAGUGGAAUUGGGAAAAUCUAUAGAUGGGCUACUACGCACACUUCUUCACCAGAUACUCGCUUUGGAUCCUGAUCUAACCCCGACACUAUGUCCUAGGAGGUGGUCAUUUUUUCAUAUGGUCCGCGAUCUACGCUCAGAAGUCUUUCCGCCCUGGAGUACAUGGGAGCUUGAAGAAUCCUUCUCACGUCUUCUAAGCCAUUCACAGGGCAAAUCAUAUCUCGCUAUUUUUAUCGACGGCCUUGAUGAGUUCGAUAUAGCUCCCGUUGAGCUCUGCAACACAAUCCAGAACAUCGCUUCUCACAGUACCAUUAAAGUUUGCGUCGCAAGCAGACCUUGGCCGCAGUUCAGUGACGCUUUUAACAAAAGCCCGAGCCUUCAGAUGCACAGGCUGACCGAUUUAGAUAUGCAAGCUUUUGUGCGCGACCACUUCCAAGACGAAAUCGCCUUCCAGGACCUGAACAGAUUGUAUCAGGGCGGUGGACACAAACUGCUUCAGGAUAUCGCCUUAAAAGCCGCAGGAGUGUUUCUUUGGACGGCUCUCGUUACCAAGACGCUACGAGAGGGCCUUAUCGCGGGGUCAGGCUUAUUGCAACUCCAGAACCUCUUGGACAAGAUGCCUAGCAAAAUCGAGGAUCUCUAUGACGCUAUAUUCACAACGAUCCCCCCAACACUCAUGCCCGAAGUCUGUGCAAUGUUGAGACUUUAUGACAUGGCUCUUCCGCCAUUGGAUUGGAUGACCCUGUGGCUGGCAGACGAGUCGAGAAGUGGUCCUGUUAUCAUGCCGCAAACUGAGAUGAUGGAUACAGCGCAGGCAUCAUUAAUACGCAGACUCGGCGCCCGGACACGAGGGAUUUUAGAGUUCGUACCCGGGACUCGGACUGUGAGUACCUUCACAGAACAGCCGCAGAAUGGGCUAGUCAACCACGUGUCUGGGAGCAACUGCGGUCUCGAAGUCCCAGGGGCUUUGAUCCUCAUUUUUGCCUCCUUGGCGCUGAAGUUGCCCUUCAAAAGUUUGCCUCCCAGAAUUCACAAGGAAAUCAAUAUUUCCUACCAGGAACUCCAGAGUUUUGGAAAUCUGUUUUGA
This is a messenger RNA of Clonostachys rhizophaga, 2190 nucleotides long. The record is from the annotation of a GenBank genome assembly. NCBI's taxonomy places the organism in Eukaryota, Fungi, Ascomycota, Sordariomycetes, Hypocreales, Bionectriaceae.